GGAGUGAGCCUGACUGUGAGACACACACACGGUGAAGGCUACGUUCACACAAACCUCACACACACCGUCUCAUGACUGCUGCUCCCGAAACCUGAACGACGCGUCGCGCGGGCGGGGAAACAAGCACCGGUACGUUGCUGACUGUCGCUGCUGCCCCGGGGAGCAGGAGGGGAAGCAUCAAUGCCUCCAGGUUCCCUCUCACAUAUCGGCCUGGACCUGUUCUCCUCCUCCGGCCUCCUGCGCUGAGAUAAUGAAAGGAUGGCCGAGCAGCGAUGCGGGGACCACGGAGGGCUGACGGAUGAUGCUGCUGCAGCGACACACCGAGAUGAGCAGCAGCAUCACAACACGAUGAAUCCCACGGAGGAAGCAGGACUGGAGGGUCUCUCUUUGGAUGAGAUACUGAGGCUUUAUGGCCAGCCCAUCAAUGAGGAGCAGGCUUGGGCGGUGUGUUAUCAGUGCUGCAGGACGCUGGCGAGGGCACACCGGAGAAAGAGCUCCUCCGCUGCCGCCGGAGCAUCAUCAGCGGCGGCUCUGAGGAGGAUAUCCGGACCGGGGGAUGUUAGGAUACAGAAAGACGGGUCUGUGAGGGUGGAACACCAGAGCUGUGAAGGUAAAUACAGCCCUUGCACAACAACAGAGGUCAUCGAGUCUCUGGGCAUUAUGAUCUACAAGGCUCUGGAUUACGGGCUGAAGGAGAAUGAGGAGAGGGAGCUCAGCCCUCCUCUGGAGCAGCUCAUCGACCUCAUGACCAAUAUGGCCGAGGCUGAGAGGGACGCCUGCCCCGACGAAGGCUAUGAGGCCACAGAGGAAGAGGAUGAGGCGGAGGACGACCCUGACAACAUCUCCAGCAUCCACGGCUAUAGAGAUAUCCUCAAGCUGUGCACAGUUCAUCUACCCAGUCUAUCAGAUGCCCCCAGUCACUAUCAGGCAGUGUGUCGGGCUCUGUACACAGAAACCAGGGAGCUGGGUACUUUCCUGGACAAGAUCAGGAGUGCCAAAGAGAACCUCCGUAAGAUGGAGGAAGAGUCAUCAGAGGAGCCUGGCAGAGACCUGAAUGAACUACAGAAUGCUGACUGGGCUCGAUUCUGGGUUCAGGUGAUGAGGGACUUGCGUGAAGGAGUCAAGCUGAAGAAGGUGCAGGAGCGUCAGUACAACCCUCUGCCCAUCGAGUACCAGCUCACUCCCUAUGAGAUGCUCAUGGACGACAUCAGGUCCAAGCGCUACAAACUGCGUAAAGUCAUGAUAAAUGGAGACAUCCCACCCAGGUUAAAGAAAAGCGCUCAUGAAGUCAUCCUGGAGUUCAUCAGGUCCAGACCACCUCUCAACCCUGUGUCAGCUCGUAAGCUGAAGCCGCAGACUCAGCCUCCUCCAACGCUGCAUGAACGGAUCUUGGAGGAAAUCAAAUCAGAGAGGAAACUUCGACCAGUGUCGCCCGGUGAGGUCCGCAGGGGAAGACUGGUAAUACGGCCACUUAGCAUGUCUUUCAGUUUUGAUGCGUCAGAUGAGUUUAGUCCGUACAUGGGCAGGAGGACGUCCAGCUCUCUGUCUCUGACCAAUGGAUUAGCAUCUCCCAGGGUAGAACCCUCCGGAUCUCAGUCUGCACCUCAGAGGAAGAGGCUCCUGAAGGCACCUAGCCUCGCCGAGCUGGACAGCUCUGACUCUGACGAUGAGAUCUUUGGCCGCAAGUCAGCCAGCAGCUCCAGUGUGGCUACAUCUUUGAUGGAUGAUACAUCUCCAGAGUGUGCUCUGGGGAAGAAAACUCCACCCAUGUUCCUGCCCAUCUCUUCUACACCCCAGCCAGAGAGGCGUCAGACCCCCCAGAGGAGACACUCCAUUGAGAAGGAAACCCCGACCACUGUCCGACUGUUUCAACCUCCCUCCAAACAGAGCUCCAAAUCUCUGGAGGAGUUCUGUUUCCCUGUGGAGUGUCUGUCUCUGACAGUGGAGGAGGUGAUGCACAUCAGACAGGUGCUGGUUAAGGCAGAGCUAGAGAAGUUCCAGCAGUACAAAGAAAUCUACAACGCUAUGAAGAAGGGAAAGCUCUGCUUCUGUUGUCGAACCAAAAGGUUUUCCUUCUUCACUUGGUCCUACAUUUGCCAGUUUUGCAAAAAGCCUGUGUGUGCACAGUGCUGCAAAAAGAUGCGGCUGCCGUCCAAACCUUAUUCCAGCUUGCCCAUCUACUCCAUUGGCUCGACCAACACUCUCCCCAGGGAGAGGUUGAGUGCCAUGAGUGCUGUAGGACAAGGACUCUCUGUGGCCGGAGAGCCGGGGCCAUCAGCAGUGGGAGGGGCCCAGGCGCCCCCUGCUUUGAAAGUAGAAACAACAGGAGCAUCUAAAGGAGCUGGAAAAGCCUCUGGAGCAGCAGCUGCUGCUAAAUCUGACAAGUCCUCUGGUAGUCCACGGCGCCACAGCAUUCAGAAGACCAUGUCCAAGUUUUCAAAGCACGGCUCUUUAAAGUCUCAUGAAGAACUGGAGCUUCCCUCAGAGCUGACGGAGGACUGGGCCACCAUGGAGGUGUGUGUGGACUGCAAGAAGUUCAUCUCUGACAUAAUCGCCUCCAGCAAGCACAGCCUGUCGCUGGCCACCAAGAGAGCUCGACUAAAACGCAAGACCCAGUCCUUCUACUUGUCCUCCCCUAAAGGAAGAGAGGAGUACCGCCCCUCUGAACGAACAAUCAAGGAGGUCUAAAACUUUUUAUCUCUCUCUCUCUCUCUCUGGCUGCUUCCAGCUCCUAUGGCACAAUUAUAAAGACUCAGCACUGGAUAUGAUUUUACUGUACAUGUAUACUUCAGUCAGAUAAAGCUGUCAGAUUGGCUGAUAUGAACCUCAGUGGUGGACAGUGUGGUGUUUGUUGCUGUGUCCUGAUCAUCGUGUACAGCUCCUUCAGAUGAGCGCAUACUGUAGAUCUGCCAAUUUUUUUUACCAUAUCAUAGAUGAUCCUUUAAUCCCUGGCCGCAGACUUUUGAGUAAAGAGACGAGAAGUGUUGUGAUGAGAAAUGGCAAUGUGUCAAAGUGGAAUGACCUCCCUUCCUAUGAUGGCACAACAGCGUGGUCCAAUCCAACUCACAUUCAAAUCAAUAAGCACAAGACAGAAGGACUGAUGUGUGUUUGGCUUCCUCAGGCACUGGCACUGCAGAAGACACGAGGCCUGCAGAGAGUGACACUCAAGAAAAUACGGGAUAUUAAACUGUACAUUUUGUAUGGGUUUUCAUUUAGUUUUUUACACGCGUCUGUACGGUAAAUGAUUGUUCGAUGAAGUCACCCUCAGUUUUGUUUUGCUGAUGAUGCUUAAUGAGACUUUCCCCCACUUUCGUCUUUACAAAGCAUACUUCAUAGCAUGCUCCUGUUUUUGAGGAAUCAGGAAAAGUUUCCACACAUCUUUUUUUUUUUGAUCACAUGUAGAAAACAUUCUGUUUUCAUACAGAUUUUGUGCCAAAUAACAGCAUCUUUCUAAUCUAUAUGUUAGCCAUGGGAAAAGUAAUUUCCCCCGAUUUAUGUUUGCAGAAGUCUGGCAACAAAACGAUGACACAAACUGUGAGAGCCAUACUCAUUUAAGCCCAAGAAAAUGUGGUAUAAAAUCUUGAUAUUUCAAAAAUUCAAGUCUGAAUAGUCCACACUGCUCAGUUUUUUUAGUUUAACACUCAACUAAUCUGCUUCAUCGGGAUUGUGUGGGCAAGAGCUGAUCAGAUUUGAUUUUAGUUUUGCACUUCCAUAAAGUAAUGAGACUUGUAUGAUACAGAGUAUAAAAAGAACGGUGACUUGGUUAAUUGAAGCUGAGAUAUUGUGUCCCUUAUAUGUUUGUGUCUCUUUGUCCAUUAGUCCCUAUAUGGACCAAGUUUAAGGGGACAGUUCACCCCAAAAUCAAAAAUACAUAUUUUCUACUCAUGAACAAGAGGCUUGUGCUCGUGAUAGCACAAAAUGUAAACAUUAAUGGUGUCCUCUUCAGCCACAACAACAAGGUCUGUGGAUUAACUUGAGUAACCAGCUCAUUAUUUCUGGAAGAGAAGUCAGACAUCUCUAUGGCCGAUAUCUCCAACACUCAGUAACUCACACCAAACAAUCUUACCAAACAUUACAGGUAAGAGGAAAGAGCUGUCUUUUUUUUGAUGAACUGUCCCUUUAAACACUGCCAUAACCUACAUUUCCCAUGAUGCAACUCCAUAGCAUCUUAAUGGUUAAAACAUUUACUGUUAAAUACCCACAUCUCUCAUACUCCACAACCAAAGCUGGUAACAGAGGUCUUCUGUUAUAAAUUCAUCUCACUCGGGAUAGAGCCAAAAUAACCCUGAUGACAUCAUCAGAGGAGGAGCUCCCCCCAGAGCCACAAAAGACAACUAUUUUCACAGGCUCAGUGGUUCUCCUCAUAAUGAGUGAACUGAUCUUCAUGUGUCAAAUCUGUGAAGUGCCCCUACAAACAAACACUCCCAUAACUGCCAAUUCAAACGUUGCUAAAUCCUGAUUGGUGCUAGAAAGUACAUGACAUCAUUUGUUUCCCAUUAAGCCUCUUCUACUUCAAACAAGUGAGCUAAACAAAAAAACCCAGAAAUCUCUCAUGUAAAAUAACCAAACCUACUCUAACUUUGGCUGAAAAUGUUGCACUGAUGUUAGACCCCAUCACAAAAUAAUAAGGAAAUUGAAAAAAUAUAUAUUUUUAGGGCCUUUUAAGCACAUUUUCAAACCACACGUUCAUGUUGUGUGUUUAUUUGAGACUUACUUAGACUACUCAGAUGUGCAGAGAAGCAGGUAUAGACACAGUCUUACCUGCAGUAUCAUGUGUAGUCUUGCCUUCAAAUAAUUUACAAAAAAUAUCUGCAUAUUUUUGCAAUUUUAAAUGUACCUUUGCGUUGAUAUAUAUUUCUUUCUUCUUUCAUAACAUGAAGUUCCUGGCUUGUAUUUAUGUUGUGUAUGCAUUAGUCAUAAUAAAACACCUCAUGUUAAUGUGUUUGUGCAGAUGCACAGCUCAUGAAACCCAGUUCACUGUCCAGGCAGCAGACACACACACUGUCCUGCUGUGCAACACAUACUGUAAGUCUUAACAUGAUGCCUUUAUGAUUUCCCUCCAUCAUUCAGAGUCUCAUUGGCAGGAAGACAUGUCUAAUGACUUGUGGCCUGGAUGUUUAUUUUGUUCUUCAUCACAUUCCUCAUCUUCCUCCUUAAGAUAUUUCUGCCUUAAGAAUUGCCUUUUAUGAUCACGCUCAUACGUUGAACAGUCAUCUACUGUAACUGUACAUACUUUGUUUCUAAUGAUUUGUUUGUAGGUCAGGUGUGUGUUGCCUCGAUGAUAUCUUGCCAGUGAGACUGUUGUAGAUCUGUGUCUCUGAGAGGGAAACUAACCCAGUACAGUGUGUUCACGGGAGGAGUGGGAAGUCCACAGAAGAAACCUCACAGUGUGACAGCAUCGUGCAUGUACUAUGGUGUAGCUUUUACCCUCAGUCUCUAUUACCUUUAACCUGUAACUUCUUGCAGAGAGUGCAACAAAUGAUGACUACAACAAUAAACUGUAAUG
Molecule: messenger RNA, 5506 nt
Organism: Epinephelus moara (kelp grouper)
Lineage: Eukaryota; Metazoa; Chordata; Actinopteri; Perciformes; Serranidae
Gene: spire1b
Product: spire-type actin nucleation factor 1b
Exons: 17
Coding region: 259-2688 (809 amino acids)
Biological process (GO): actin filament polymerization; polar body extrusion after meiotic divisions; intracellular transport
Cellular component (GO): cell cortex; cytoplasmic vesicle membrane
Molecular function (GO): actin binding
Source: RefSeq, a predicted model, not a curated record